UAUAAAAUGGGUUCUGUCUCAAACUCUUCCCCUCAGACACAAGGCUCUGAUCACACAAAACAGAAGCCAAAGAGAGAACAAAACAUCCCGUGUUUCUUCUUGUUGGGUUUGUGGACCGAUUCGCCUACUCCGAUAACUGAGUCAUUUGGAUUGUGGAACCGUUCGGCUGUGUACUUUAACUAAAUUGUUGGUGUUUUCGAGACUCUUUUUGGGAGGGUUUCUUCUGUGUGUUGAAGAAGCUUGUGAAAAAUGAUGCCAAUGUACGGAUACAUGGAUUCACACCCAGAGCAGAGAAGUCAGUCCUUCUCCUUCCUUCAAUAUCCUUACCCACCUUACCAACCAAACCCACAUAUGGGAUGUGUGCCUUGGCCUUAUGGUGGCAACUUUGGCUAUCCAAACCCUAUGCCAUGCUAUUCUUGCUGUGACCAUAAUAAUGCUCCUGGUUAUAAUGGUUUCAGACCUUCCUACCCUCAAACUCCAAUGCCAUCACCAAUGCAUUUUUCUGGUGGUUAUCCUGCUCCGUAUCAUGAAGCCUACCCCAUUCAUUAUGUUCCGCCUCCUCAUUAUUCGAUGGAGCUUCCUAAGUAUGAAUAUGACAAGAACAUGUCGGGAAGUCAUCACUGCUGUGGGUGUCCUAAUCACAGCCACCAGAAUGCAAAUAAGGGUGUGAGGAUUGAAGAACAAGAAUGAGAGGAUGUUGUUCAGAAGCAGGCGAAUGAAUCAUUAGUUCCAGCGCAAAUGAAGAACUGCCCUUAUCCAAUUUUGUGGAUUCCAGAAAAGGAGCACAGGAACAUUACUGGUCCAGAUCAUAUUGGAGAGCAAAAGAAGACUUCAAGUGAUGCAAAACCUGCUGAGAGUUUGAAAUCUCAGGGAAAUCAAAGGCAGGUUAUGUUUCCUACUGACAUGAACAACAUGGAAACUUUGAUGCAAGGUGGAACUGGUGAGCGGGUUCAAGAUCAAUGCAAUGAGGACAUAAAGAGGGAAUUUCCAUUUCCAAUUUUUUGGAUGCCCUCUCACGAUAAUAAGCAUGACGGGGCUGAAAAGAAACACAAGGACAUGGAUGCAUCUCAGGAGCAGCAGACUGAAGAACGUAAGAAGCAAAUCCCAUUUCCAUUCUUCUGGUUCCCUUAUGAAAAUAAGGAGGAGAAUGAGGAAAAGAAGAAGCAAGCUGUUGCUAGUGAGACUAGAUUCAAUGAAGAUAAAUAUGCUGGGCAUCCAAAAGGAGAUGAAAAAGAAGUUAAUCAGAAAGUCAUACCAGUGAAGCAUGUCAAAUUACCUAUUAAGGAGGACAACUCGGAAGACACUAAGAGAGGAAGAGAAGUCUCUGUGAAGCAUGUGGAGGACAGUUUAGUUAACAAACCUUCUGGUAGCAGUGUUCGAAGCCGGUCCUCAUCCCCAAAGAAGUCAUCUAAGCUACCUCCUGUUUGUCUGAGAGUCGAUCCCUUGCUAAGUACGAAAAAGAAGAAUGCUGGUGGUACUUCACGAUCUCCAAGUCCUCCUGGUCAUAAAAAUGUCCAGAAAGACACUUCGACCGACACUACCAAGGCCUGUGCUUCAAGUUUGCCAGAGAACUUACAGCAAAAUCAACAGCCCCACCAAAAAAAUGGAAAGGAGGUGAUUCCAUCCAAGGAGGAGAAAGUUACUGAGGUAGUGCAUAAGGAAAUUAGCAAAAGCAAGGAAUCAAUGCACACAUCUCAGGUUCCUAUUAAUCGUAAAGAUGCUUCCGCUGAGCCAACUGUUGGGGAAGCUGGCAAAAAUGGAAGCAAACGUGAGUUCAAUGAAGAUCAAGGAACAGGAAAGUGUGGAGAUACAACAGCUCAGAAUGUGGACGAGGCGAAGAAUAUUGAGGAGUCAGUUUUACCAGUGGCUGAUGGAAGUAACUUUGAGAAAAAGAGGUUAUCAGAUGUAGCGGCGGCUGUUCUUAUUCAAUCGGCCUACCGUGGGUUCUUGGCAAGGAGGUGGGAACCAUUAAAGAAGUUGAAGCAAAUAACUGAGAUACAUGAGCAGGUGAAUGAUAUUCGGAAUCAAAUCAUAUCCUUAGAGACUUCGGAUCUUAAGAAGGAUGAUAAGCAAAGAGUGGUAAUUGGAGAAACGAUCAUGAGACUUCUUCUUAGGCUGGAUACAAUUCAGGGUUUGCUUCCGAGUCUCAGAGACAUGAGAAGAUCCUUGGCAAGGGAGCUUGUACUUUUGCAGGAAAAGCUUGAUGAUGUAAUGUCAAAACAAUCCCAAGACACAGAAUCCGCUGUUAAAUCUGAGGAAGAGCUCAAUGCUAAUGGUGACAACAUUGCCUGCAUGUCAGAGCAGCAAGUAGAGGAAGUGGCAAAAGUUGGUGAAGAAUCGUCCCAUGGUAUCAGUAAUAACAGUCAUGUUGUCUUAGAGACUUACCAGGGGAACGUGACUCACACCAUGAACUCUCCCUCUGCUGUGGAGGUUGAGGUGCCAGAACUCUCUAAACAAAAAGAGCCGCACACGGCACCUGAGAAUGACCAGCAUGAUCUUCCUGCGGAUAGUGAUCUAAAUUCUAAGAAUCUUGAUUCAGGGCCUACAGUAGAAUUGAAAGAUGGCGCUGGUGAACAACUUAGUGCUGGACAGGAUUUGGUGGUGGAUACAUACAUGAACAGUGGUGUGUCUGAGCUUGAGCAAUCCGGUGAAGCUGCAAUGCCUGUAGAAGACAAGCCGGACCAUAGUGUUAUUUUAACCACUUCAGAGGUUGCAGGUGGUCCAGAGUUGGCUCAAGUAGCUGUUAAUACUGAGCCUGCUGCUUCAGAGCUUGGAAACGAUGAAGCAUUAGAAAUGAGCAAGGAUCAAUCGAAACCAGGUGGGGAAGUGGGGUUGACUAUGUCACCUGAUAUAACUUAUCCAACAGCUGUUGAUGAUGCAACUGAGAAAGAAGCGGAGAUGCAUGAGCUAUUGCAACUAGGCACAGCUAAUGCAGGCAGUGGUGUGCUUCCCGAAUUGAUUCCUGAAUUGAAGAAGAAUGAAGUUCACGUAGUGAAGGAAAAUGAUGUAUCAAAAUGUGGGGAGGAAGAAAUACUGGUUCUGCAACAGGAGGAGGGACCAAUUGAGAAGUCAAUACAGGUGGGUGGCAAAGUUGAUGAGGAGCACACAAGAGAUAUAAUACUUGAUUCAGAGGUUGGGCAGCAUCACCUAAAUGAAGCUAGUCUUGCUGAUCCUUUGACAGCAGUCUCUCAAACAGUUGUAUCACAGACAUUGAGCUCACCUGUCGAGAUGAGCGCUCAAGAUAUGAUGAAUGAAAACGGGCCUUCAGAUGUGAUUGAUGGUGGUGAUACCUGCUUGUCUACAAUGGUUGAUGCUAAUGCACCUAAUGGGGAUGAAAUUGAGAAAAGUAGAAGAGACUAUGAAGAAGAUACUGAGGUGAAUACAAACAAAGCUGGAGCUGAAGAAAGCAAAAAUGAAGAAUCAGAUGCUGAAACUGCGGGAGGAGAUGCCGUCAUUGGGAAGAAUGAGCCAUUGCCUGCAACACCAAUCACAACUGAGGGUGAUGGAAUUGUCGUGGGCAAUGAAGGUGCGAGGAAGCUAAUUGAAGAGAAUGAGAAGCUAAGGGAAAUGAUGCAGAAGCUGAUGGCAGCAGGAAAUGACCAGUUACAAGUGAUAUCCAACCUCACUGGUAGAGUGAAAGAUCUAGAGAAAAGGUUGGCCAAGAAGAAGAAAUUAAGGACAAGAAGAAGUAGGGCUGCAUCAUCUCGGUCUUCCUGUGUCAAACCAGCAAGCAAUCACUAGAAGGAGAACGCUGGUAUUGCAAUGACUAAAGGUUUCCAGAUUCUGAUGCUCUCUUUCUCUGUCUUGAAACGAAAUUGCAAUGUUGUAAUGGUGAGCCUUGUAUAUCUGGGAUGUGAGCCUUGUAUCAGAAUUUGUUACUAAUGAAUGAAGAAGUUGUACAUCAAAUCAGAAUUUGCUCUU
Molecule: messenger RNA, 3921 nt
Organism: Argentina anserina (silverweed cinquefoil)
Lineage: Eukaryota; Viridiplantae; Streptophyta; Magnoliopsida; Rosales; Rosaceae
Product: BAG family molecular chaperone regulator 6
Exons: 3
Biological process (GO): protein folding
Cellular component (GO): plasmodesma
Molecular function (GO): protein-folding chaperone binding
Source: RefSeq, a predicted model, not a curated record